UUUCACCAUACUGUUGUCUGAUGACUGUCAACUCACUAACUCUCUGGAAGUUUCAAACAACAUACUUGGAACAUAUUUAUAUUUCCUUUCUGUAAGGUCGUGAAGCAGCGGUGUACUGUCUAAACAGUCUCUGUGUGAAAGGUGGAGCCUGUGCUCUGCAUCUCUCAGCAUGGGCCCCAAGAAGAAAAGUGUCUGGGAGAACCUGCGUGAGAAGACCAAGACCCAGUUUAACAACAUAAAGAAGAAGACAACCCCGGGGAAGCUGGAUGAGAAAAAGCCCAAGCCCCUGCAUCAUAGACGCAGUAUGUCAGUGCCGGACCUGAGAAUGAGUGCACCUGUGGAGACACAAACUCUCUAUGAUGAAUCAGAAGAGGAGGACAUGGCAACUUUUAUGGGCAGAAUCGACAUGCCAUCAGACAAAUGGAACACACCUGCAGAGAGAUCAACUUCUUCUGCUUCUUCUACUUCAGCAGAAAGAGUAAAAAUACCAGCGGACAGAGGGAACCCACCCGUACCUACCCCGAAAUCAAAUGCUCCAAAUAUACAUGUGUGCACAACAAGAUUGACUUCAUCAGUUGAGGGAAUUAAUGUUUCUACAGAAAGAUUGCUCUUCUCUGAAGACAGAGUGGCCGCUAGGGACCGAGACAGAUUGAACAUCCCUCCAGAUAGAUGGUCUCUGCCAGUGAACAGGGCGGACAGCAUGGGCACCCCUGCUGACAGUAUGGACGGUUCUGCGUGUGGAACCCCAUUAGAGAAAGAACCCUACAAGUUCUGGCCCACUGACUCUGAGGACUUGGAUAUGCCAGAGCCCCCCGUAUCCACAUACAUCAGAGACAUCUUCUGCAGGGAGCUUCAGGAAGACAUUGAGUUACCCAACGAGCACAAUGACUUCUAUGCCCAGCCCUUGCAGGAUCAAGCAGGCAACAAUGCUAUGGCAGCAGGGAGCCAGCCUGGUCCUAUUCAGAAGUACCUCCUCACUAUCAACCUGAAGGAGGGCAGGAACCUGGUCAUCAGAGACCGUCACGGUACAAGUGAUCCUUAUGUCAAGUUCAAACUGGAAGGAAAGACAUUUUACAAAAGCAAAGUUGUGCAUAAGAACCUGAAUCCAAAAUGGAGUGAGUCCUUCUCUUUCCCCCUGCAGGAUUGGGAGCAGGUUGUCGACGUGAGGGUCUAUGAUAAGGACCGUACCACUGAUGAAUUCAUGGGUUCCAGCACAAUUGUGAUCAAAAACCUUGAAUUAGACAAGACCAGUGAGAUGGUGCUAAGUCUGGAGGACCCCAGCAGUCUGGAGGAUGACAUGGGCGUCAUCGUCAUUGACACAUGCCUAACUUUCAGAGAUGCUACGAUCAAAAGACCAAAACGGCACCAGAAAAAUAGAAGAAGAUUUAGGGGAGGCCAGAACCAGAAGGGGGACCAGCCCCAGGAUAAGGACCAGACCCAGGGUUCAGCUGAGGCCACCAAUAUGAGCCAGCUGUGGAGUGGCGUGUUUGGUAUUACCCUGUUAGAGGGACAGGACAUGCCUGAAUACAGCCAGGGAGACAUCUAUGUGCGUAACAGACUGGGAGAGCAGAAGUACAAGAGCAAGAACCUGCGCAUUCAGGCCAACCCUCGGUGGAGGGAGAAGUUUGACUUCAACAAGUAUGAGAACUGUCUGGAGCCACUGAAUGUGGAGGUGUUUGUUAAGAGAGGCAGGAAGAGUGAGGAAUCCUGGGGAAUGUUUGAGGUGGACCUGUCCAAGCUGCCAGUAAACACACAGCAGCUCUACACACAAGCCCUGGACCCAGGCAAAGGCAGGCUGAUAUUACUGGCCACCUUCAACCCCUGCAGUGAUGUCUCCAUAUCAGACAUUAACAAACCUCCCCUAGAACAGCCAGACGAGAGGGACCAAAUACUGGAGAAAUAUAGUUUGAAGAACUCUCACAAAUUUGUGAGGGAGGUUGGCUUCCUUCAAGUCAAGGUUUUCAAUGCAACAGAUCUCACAUCAACUGAUCUCAAUGGGAAAAGUGAUCCAUUCUGUGUACUGGAGCUGGGGAACAGCAGGCUACAGACUCACACCAUCUACAAAACACUCAGCCCCGAGUGGAACAAAGUCUUUACAUUCCCAGUAAAGGACAUCCAUGAUGUGUUAGAGCUGAAGGUCUUUGAUGAAGACGGAGACAAAGCCCCAGACUUUUUGGGCAGAGUGGCCAUUCCACUACUCUCUGUUCAGAAUGGACAGCCGGUCACCCGAGGGUUGAAGAAUGAGAACUUGAGGGGUCCAGCCAAAGGGACCAUCUCACUGGUGAUGGAGGUCCACUAUAACCCAGUUAGAGCCGGCAUCAAAACCUUCAAACCAAAAGAGGAGAAAUUCAUGGAGGACAACAGAAAAUUCUCCAAAAAGGUCCUUGCCCAGAAUAUCUACAGAGUUCGGAAAAUCACCCUGGCAGUGCUGCAUACGUUACAGUACAUUAAAAGCUGUUUUCAGUGGGAGAGCACACAGCGGAGUAUAAUAGCCUUCCUGACCUUCAUGCUGAUGGUGUGGACCUGGGAGCUCUUCAUGAUGCCCAUCUUCCUGCUGCUGCUUAUUGGCUGGAACUACUUCCAGGUCACCCCGGGGAGGGUCAGCAGCAAUCAGGACCUGACGAACAUGAACAUGACCUCACAUGAUGAGGAGGAAGAUGAGAAGGAAUCUGGGAAAAAGGGACUGAUGGAGAAAAUCCAUAUGGUUCAAGAGAUCAUCAUCACUGUCCAAAACAUUUUGGAUGAAAUCGCAUGCAUAGGGGAAAGAGUCAAGAACACAUUCAACUGGUCUGUGCCCUUCCUGUCCUGCCUGGCCUGUUUGGUUCUCUUUGUGGCAACAGCAGCAUUAUACUACAUCCCACUGCGCUACAUUAUCUUCAUAUGGGGCAUUAACAAAUUUACCAAGAAGCUGCGCAACCCGUAUGCCAUUGACAAUAAUGAAAUACUGGAUUUCAUCAAGAGGGUGCCCUCUGAUGUUCAAAAGGUGCAGUACAGCGAGCUGAGAGCGCCCAGCGUCCAGAGCCCACCACGAAGGAGAAGGUAAGCCCCUUGGACGUGCUGGAUGAAAGGACCAGGCUCCUUCUGAAAACGGCGCAGCCCAGUCUGCUACGAUGACAACGCUCCAGUGCCAGCAGAACCUGCGACCCCUUAUCCCCUUGCUCCCCCCUCUCCCCUGCCCUGUGCUGUGGGGGUGCAGUCAGCCGCUCUCCCGCUUGUGUGUCUGCCACCCCCCUGACAGGGGCUGUGCACUGCACCGGGCUAGGAGGACAGCACAUGGAGCUGUCAAUCAUAGAGCCAGAGACACCGUCCGCCCACUCCUGCCCAGCUUGCAUCCAUUCAUGCAUUUUAUAAAAAGAAUGAGAGCUAGAGUUUGGUUUAACUCAAACCACUGCUGUUUUGCUUUUAUAGAUUUGAAUAGUAACACCUUGAUCAGACUUGACAGCCUCAUUGCAUCAAGGCUGCCUAAAAUAUUCUGCAGUCAAACUUUUUUCAUUACGUAAUCCAACAUUUGUGCUGCAACAAAAGUUAAACAUUCCCCUUUUGCUACUAUUUCUGUCAAGUCUAUGCAUACAAUUUGAUGUUUACAUUGGAUUUAUCCAACAUACGCACCACCACACGAAACACACUGCAACUGCCUCUGCAACGCAAUGCUGCAAGUCAAACACAGCGUUACAUUGGAAAUUAAUGUACUUCUGAUGUACAAAAUGCGCCUUCGGUCAGAUCACCACGUUCAACUGAACUGCUGCAAUGCUUUGACUCAUUUACAUUUUCAUUUCAUAUAAGGGCAAAUACAAUACUGUAACUGUGCUAAAUCCAGUUAUUACUUUGUGGUCACAUUUAUUUAUUAUUAUUAUGUAUUUUUUUUAUUAACCCCCCUCUUCGGAGGACACAUCUUGUUUAUUUAUUUACAGCUUUUCUGCUACAAUUAACAAAUCAAAUCAAAUUGUAUUUGUCACAUGCGCCGAAAACAACAAGUGUAGACCUUACCAUGAAAUGCUUACUUACAAGC
Oncorhynchus tshawytscha (Chinook salmon) is the source of this 4009-nucleotide messenger RNA. RefSeq names its product multiple C2 domains, transmembrane 2a (gene mctp2a). Gene Ontology annotation, biological process: regulation of neurotransmitter secretion. Gene Ontology annotation, cellular component: synaptic vesicle membrane. The transcript has 25 exons. Gene Ontology annotation, molecular function: calcium ion binding. The record is from RefSeq and is a predicted model, not a curated record. Lineage: Eukaryota; Metazoa; Chordata; Actinopteri; Salmoniformes; Salmonidae. The coding region runs from base 170 to 3043 and encodes 957 amino acids.